AUGGCCGUUGGUAAAGCUGUUGUAAAAAAUGCUGAUAUGGAUGCACCAAUGCAAGAAGACGCCGUACAGACAGCUGCUGCAGCUAGAGAAAAAUAUGAAGUUGACAAAGAUAUUGCUACAUAUGUCAAGCAACAUUUCGAUAGAAAAUAUGGACGUACAUGGCAUUGUAUAGUUGGUAAACAAUAUGGCAGUGAUGUAUCACAUGAAGAACGAUCCUUUAUUUACUUCUUCCUCGGCGAUCGAGCAAUUCUACUGUUCAAGUCAGGUUAGCUGAACACGGAAGUCCAUUUCGAUAGUUUAUACAACUGGUCAAUCAGUGUGAUAUUUCAACGACAAUAAACCAAGCCAUUUACAUGCAUCACAGUCAAACUGUUAAUUCUCUUCGUUUAAUUUUAAAUUUUCAAAAAAUACCGCCAAAAACUUAU
This is a messenger RNA of Trichobilharzia szidati, 425 nucleotides long. NCBI's taxonomy places the organism in Eukaryota, Metazoa, Platyhelminthes, Trematoda, Strigeidida, Schistosomatidae. The record is from the annotation of a GenBank genome assembly.